Molecule: messenger RNA, 1307 nt
Organism: Vigna angularis (adzuki bean)
Lineage: Eukaryota; Viridiplantae; Streptophyta; Magnoliopsida; Fabales; Fabaceae
Product: proline-rich protein 4
Exons: 3
Coding region: 58-1104 (348 amino acids)
Source: RefSeq, a predicted model, not a curated record
CUUGUGACUCAAGCCUUCAGACAUUUCUCCUUUUAGCUUCCAUUACUUGUUUUAACAAUGAGAAAACUCUUGUGCUUCUUCUUUCCCUUGUUGCUCCUUCUCAACUUAGCUUCUGUUCUUUCCACCACUCAAAUUUCAGGAAAUGAAGUGAAAGAGAAUGGGAUGGUUGUGAAUGAAGAUUUAGAAAAAGUAAAUCCAGAAGGACAUGAUGAUGAAGAAUCAAAAUUCAAAGGAUUGUUUCCUAAACCAAUUCCAUUUGCUAAACCUAUUCCAAAGCCAGUUCCUCUCAUUAAACCUAUUCCAAUUCCAUUGUAUAAGAAACCAACACCAAAACCGAUUCCCAGUGAAGAAGCAAAAUUCAAAGGUAUUUUCCCAAAACCUAUUCCCAAAGUUAAGCCAAUACCAAAGAUAAUUCCUGUUGUUAAGCCAAUUCCCAUUCUUAAACCUAUUCCAAAGCCAUUUGUUAAGCCUAUUCCUAUUCUUAAACCCGUUCCUAAACCAUUUGUUAAGCCUAUUCCUAAUGAAGAAUCAAAGUUCAAAGGAUUGUUUCCUAAACCAAUUCCAUUGGGUAAACCUAUUCCAAAGCCAGUUCCUCUCAUUAAACCUAUUCCAAUUCCAUUGUAUAAGAAACCAAUUCCAAAACCAAUUCCCAGUGAAGAAGCAAAAUUCAAAGGUAUUUUCCCAAAACCUAUUCCCAAAGUUAAGACAAUACCAAAGAUAAUUCCUGUUGUUAAGCCUGUUUCUGUUCCAGUUGUUAAGCCUAUUCCUAUUCUUAAACCUAUUCCAAAACCAUUUGUUAAGCCUAUUCCUAUUCUUAAACCCGUUCCUAAACCCUUUGUUAAGCCAAUUCCUAUUCUUAAACCCGUUCCAAAACCAUUCGUUAAGCCAAUUCCUAUUCUUAAACCUGUUCCAAAGCCAAUUGUUAAGCCAAUUCCUGUUCUUAAACCUGUUCCAGAACCUUUCGUUAAGCCAAUUCCUAAGCCUAUCCCUACCAUUGAGUCAGAGGAAUUCUUAAAACCAAAGCCUUUCUUGAAGAAGUCUAUUCCUAAACUACCAUUUGAUCCCAAAUUCAAGAAACCAUUUCCGCCAAUUCCAACUCCAUAGAAUGAUGAUAACACCCAUUGCACCUCAUUAGCAAUAAAGUUAUUAUAUCUUCCAUUACUGAGUGUGUUGAUUUAUAUUCCAAUCACAACCAUUAGUUUCUUAAUCCUAUUGUAUCCCUCUCCUUAAUAAAAUUUACGUCACUAUUACCCUUUGUAAAAUUAUUAUCUUAAAGUAAGAAAUGAUAUUACUGAUUUCUCAUUUUA